AUGGACCACCUGAUUGCGCUCUUCCAAGAGAUGUGGCGUCAAUGUGAAGUCCCGCAAGAUUUCAAAGACGCAACCAUCGGGCAUCUCUACAAACGAAAAGGGAAUCGCCAAAUCUGCGACAACCACCGUGACAUCUCCCUGCUGAACAUCGCCGGGAAGAUCUUCGCACGAAUCCUCCUCAACCGCCUCAAUAACCAUCUGGAACAGGGCCUUCUGUCGGAAAGCCAAUGCGGCUUCCGUCGACAUCGUGGGACUACGGACAUGAUCUUCGCCGCCCGACAGCUUCAGGAGAAGUGCAAAGAGAUGCGGACCCACCUCUACUCUACCUUAGUGGACAUGACGAAAGUCUUCGACACGGUGAAUCGCGAAUGACUGUGGAAGAUCAUGCAGAAAUUCGGCUGUCCGGAGCAAUUCACUCAGAUAGUGCGUCAGCUGCACGACGGUAUGAUUGCGCGAGUCACGGACAGAGUCUCAGAGGCAUUCGCAGUGAACAACGAAAUGAAGCAGGGAUGCGUGCUGGCGCCUAGCCUCUUCAGUCGUAUGUUCUCUGCCAUGCUGAUGGACGUCUACCGCGACGAACGCCCCGAGAUCCGCAUCGCCUACAGGACGAACGGUCACCUCCUGAAUCAACGACGGAUGCGCUUCUAGUUGCGCGUAUCCACAACCACCGUCCACGAACUUAUCUUCGCCGACGACUGCGCCCUGAACACCACCUCGGAAGAGGAGAUGCAACGCACCAUGGACCUGUUCUCCGUCGCCUGCGAGAACUUCGGUCCGGCCAUUAACACGCAGAAGUCGGUGGUGAUGCACCAACCGCCACCCAACUCAGCCAUAGCCCCCAACGCGCCGCAAAUCAGCGUGAACUGA
Spirometra erinaceieuropaei is the source of this 867-nucleotide messenger RNA. The record is from the annotation of a GenBank genome assembly. Lineage: Eukaryota; Metazoa; Platyhelminthes; Cestoda; Diphyllobothriidea; Diphyllobothriidae.